AUGAUUUCUGCUCACCCGUCUGUUGACGGCUGUUCCUGUGAUAAGCUCCUGUCUCACCUGCUCACUCUGGAUCAGUACUAGCUGGAGGAGUUCAUGCUUGGCCUCAAGUCCCCAAAGCUGCUGCCUGAACAGAUCCCCUGGGCCAGCCUGAAGGCCAGUGACCCCACAAACCUACUGUGUCUGUUGAGUGAGUACUUCCCUGAGCUGUGGAUGUGGGAAGUGGCCCUCAGGGUCUUCGAGAUCAUGAAUCUGACUUCGCUAUGUGAGAAAGUUAGAGCCAAGAUAAAUGAGAUGGCACAGGCACAGAGACCCCAAGACCCAAAGCAGAAGGAACCAGAGAUGCCAGAAGAAGAAUCAGACCACAGAAGAAUAUACAGAGAGAGGAUGAGGGCCAAAAUACUGGAGAUGUGGGACAGUACCCCUUGGCCCAAAGACCACAUUUACCUCUGCAAUGUGAUGGAACAAGAGCAUGAAAAACUGAUGUGCCUUGUGUAUCCUAACAGGGCCGGUGCUUGGCUCUGAACCAAAGUGUUGGAGAGGAUGGCAGGGGUUAGACAGACCACUUUGGCAAUGAAGGUCAUGCUGCACUGAGUGGAGGGCUUCCUCUUUCAGUACAAGUUCUCCUAUGUUUUCUACAUUAGCUACUAUGCAGUGAGAGAGAUGGAGGACACCACCUGCUGGCCCGAUUCUCAGGCCCCUAUUGAAGAGCUCAUGACUCAUCCCGAGAGGUUCUUGUUUGUCAUCGAUGGCUUUGAGGAAUUGACUGUGCCCUUCAACUUGGCUGACGGCCUGCCAUGCACAGAUCAGCAUCAGUACCUCCCAGUGACCAGAAUCCUGGACUUCCUGUUCCACUCCUGGGUAUGCUCCUGCCUGAAGCGACAGAUGGUAAGCCAUCCUCAUUUCCAGCUGAGCACACAGACUGCCACCAGUCUGUAUGCCUAUUUCUUCUCCAGCUGGUUCGCAACAGCAGAGCUGAGUUGGUCAGGGCAGAGCUGGCCAGAGCAAUGGAGGGCCCUCUGCUCUCUGGCUGCAGAUAGGGUGUGGUCCUCAAACUUCACAUUUGCCAAAGAGGACAUUGAACAUCAGGGCCUGCAGGCACCUCUCAUUGAUUUUCUCUUCAGGCUGAAUAUUCUUCAAAAGGUCAGUGACUGUGAGGAUUGUAUCACCUUCACUCACUGUAGUUUCCAGAUGUUUUGGGGGGCCAUGAUCUAUGUGCUCGGGGGAACGAAAGGCUCCAUCGGUGGUCUCUCAAAGCAUCAAGAGAUGAGAGUGCUACUGAGUGAUGCCUUUGCUGACACAAACUUCUACUGGCAUCAGAUAUCUCUAUUUUACUUCAGUCUCUUGAAAAGAGAUCUAGCAAGGGAAAUGAAAGAUACUCUGCACUGUAGGAUGUCUCCCAGGGUAAUGGAUGAAUUAUUAGAAUGGGCAGAAGACUUAUCUAAAUAUGACACAUCUCCUUCGCUAGCUUCCUCGCUGUCUCUCUUCCUCAGGUGCAAAUCUGUAACCCCUGUGGGGAUUCUGAAGGAGCUCAUCCUGGUCCUUCAUGGUAAUGACAGGCUGACCCAUCUCAACUUGAGCUCCAUCUACCUGGGAAUUACUGUCAUGAUGACUUUUAGAACCUUGAGGCACUCGGCCUGCAACCUCAAGUAUCUGUGCCUGGAGAAAUGAAAUCUGUUGGCAGCCAACUCUGAGGAACUGGCCUUGCUUCUCACCAGCACCAGGAGAACAGCCUGACUGUGCCUGAGGUUUAGCUUGCUCCAAGAUAAUGGCAUUCUCUGGCUGUGUGCUUCCUUGAGUGAUCCUGAGUGUGACUUAAAGAGGCUGGAGCUCUGGUUCGGCCAACUUGGUGCACUCAGCUGCAGGUCCCUAUCAGACACUCUUCUCCAGAACACGACACCGACACACCUGGACCUGAGGAAGAACCCCCUGGGGGACAUGGGGCUGAGGUUUCUGUGUGAGGCUCUGAGCCAUCCAGACUGCAACCUACAAAAUCUCAAUUUGUUCUACUGUUCUUUCACAGCGGACGGCUGUCGGGAGCCGACUGACUGCCUUAAGCACAAUCAUAAUGUGAAAGCUUUGGUUAUUGGGAAAAACUGUAUUCAGGAUGAUAGAGCAAAGCAACUGUGUGAGAUUCUCAAACAUUCACAUUGUGCACUAACACACUUAGAUUCCACACAUAAGUUGGAGAAAUGCAACCUGAUAUCUGUCUGCUGUCAGCAUCUCUUCUCUGCUCUCAGAAUUGGUAAAAGUCUGGUUCAUCUGAACCUUUUGGGAAAUGACUUGGGGCCCGAUGGGGUCAACACACUGUGGAAGUCCUUGAAAAAAAAUCAAUGUGCAAACUACAGGGUGCACACUGAGAUAAAGCGAGAGUGA
Molecule: messenger RNA, 2373 nt
Organism: Pteropus alecto (black flying fox)
Lineage: Eukaryota; Metazoa; Chordata; Mammalia; Chiroptera; Pteropodidae
Product: NACHT, LRR and PYD domains-containing protein 13
Biological process (GO): regulation of inflammatory response
Cellular component (GO): cytoplasm
Molecular function (GO): protein binding
Source: RefSeq, a predicted model, not a curated record